CCUCUCCGGCUGUUCCUCCAGCAAUGAUGUGUCGGACUGCCUACGCCCUUCUGCUAUCAGUGGCGAUGUGCCUUCAGCUCGCCGCCGCUUCAUCACAGCCGCUGUGGAACGAGCAGUCAGUCGAACACGAGAGCCAGGACGUCGAGGACAGCCUGGUCCCCAUCGUGUUCCUCCCCUUGGCCUCGCACCGCCCGUCCCAGACCCUCCUCAGGUCCUCGAGCCAGAAGAGGAACUCGGAGAUCCUCAACACCCUGCUGGGCUCAGAGGCUCUCGGGGCCAUGAGGAACGCCGGCAGGAGGUAGUCUGUCUGCGUCGAGGGACAGGUGCCACCAGGAGCGCUCCUUCGUGGCUCCUUCACAAAACCCGAGGAGGCUUGGCGGAAGAUCAACACUUUCUUCAGUAUCAUUCCCUUUUCAUCUUCUUCUCGAUAGGCAGUGACAGCUUUGGGAGGAACGACGCGAUAAAGACGGUCCGGGUUGAGUUCACUGGGUAGUUAAGUAAGGGCACUCCUUUGACAAUGCAGGCAAGCUUGUGCAUAUUAGAGGACCUUGUAAGUAAAUAUAAUCAUUUAAUUUUUAAGACAGUAGACCCAGAGUCAGACUUGUGUGGGAUAAGGGAAAACAUCAAAUACAGGCGCUUCAACCCUGUGUAUUUUAGGAGGUAGAAGGCCUGUGUUAUGCUACUCAUAAGCUUCAUGGGGGAAAAUAAAAAUGGCCACUUGUGUAUAAUGAUAUAUAUGAGACACUUCCCUAUCUUAGAAGAAUAAAUUUGUGAAAUACAACUC
Molecule: messenger RNA, 784 nt
Organism: Penaeus monodon (black tiger shrimp)
Lineage: Eukaryota; Metazoa; Arthropoda; Malacostraca; Decapoda; Penaeidae
Exons: 3
Coding region: 24-302 (92 amino acids)
Source: RefSeq, a predicted model, not a curated record